Venturia canescens is the source of this 901-nucleotide messenger RNA. It is a transcript of the gene twr, whose product is annotated as signal peptidase complex catalytic subunit SEC11 homolog C twr. NCBI's taxonomy places the organism in Eukaryota, Metazoa, Arthropoda, Insecta, Hymenoptera, Ichneumonidae. Gene Ontology annotation, cellular component: membrane; signal peptidase complex. The transcript is spliced from 4 exons. Bases 157 to 699 code for a protein of 180 amino acids. Gene Ontology annotation, molecular function: serine-type endopeptidase activity. The record is from RefSeq and is a predicted model, not a curated record.
GUGGUGUUGCGUCGAUGGCCGAUGCAGAAGACGCUGCUGAGUGGUAGCAAAAAAAGCGUAUACGUGCCGGUUGUCCGUCGUCGUGCUCUUGGUUACGAAAAUAAAGUUGAUUUUUCCGUUUAAUUUAGACAUCGUGUUUUCGAACAGGCCGGCACGAUGUUGCAAGGCGUGUUUGACGAUGUCAAACGUAUGAACAAGCGUCAGUUUCUCUAUCAGAUCCUGAGCUUCGGAAUGAUCGUUUCUUCCGCUUUAAUGAUAUGGAAAGGUCUGGUCGUCGUUACUGGCAGCGAAAGUCCAAUCGUCGUUGUACUUAGUGGAAGCAUGGAACCAGCUUUCCACAGAGGAGAUUUGUUAUUUUUAACUAAUUAUCAGGAUGAGCCUGUUCGGGUAGGAGAGAUUGUAGUAUUCAAAGUAGAAGGUCGAGACAUUCCAAUUGUUCACAGAGUACUUAAGCUACAUGAAAAGGGCGAUGCAAACCACACCAUCAAAUUCGUAACCAAGGGUGACAACAAUUCGGUGGACGAUCGAGGUCUUUAUGCACCAAAUCAAUUGUGGCUGACGGACAAAGAUAUAGUUGGAAGAGCGAGAGGCUUUUUGCCAUAUGUGGGAAUGGUGACAAUUUACAUGAACGAAUAUCCCAAAUUGAAGCACACAGUACUCGCGUGUCUUGGUAUAUAUGUGCUUGUGCACAGGGAGUGAGGAUUGUUUCAUUUUUCGUUCUCUAAUCGAAUAUUGUCACGCAAACGAAUACAGCCUUCCAAAUUUUUUCCUCACGGAAGGCAUAUAAAAACUGUCAUCGCUCAUCAGUAUAUAUAAUAAUUGUAUAUUAUAUAUAUCAUAGCUAUUGUAACAUCACGCAAAUUUACAUCUGUGUUGGAUAUUAAAAAACAACAACAAAUAA